UACCCUCCUUUAAAAAAGCAAGACCAAUUAUCAGAACAAAACGCAUAAAACGUAGAUAAUACAAAAUGAUCUACAAAGUAAAAUAGCCUACAAUUAAUGGCUAAAAUUAUGAAGUAAAGUGUAAAACAAUGGACUCCUAAAAUUUACAAUGUAUUCUAAAUAAGAAUUCUGCUCUUGAACUAUUUAAAAUUGUAAAAUAUGUAGUAUAAAGUUCAAUCUGAAUGAACGGUUAAUUGAUGUAACCACAAGUAUAAAAAACAUUGCUUUAUUGAUAUGGAUAGAUGCAGAAUUUGUUUAAAAUCCAAAAAGAAUCAGCGUUCCAUAUUCGAUUCUGAUGGUGAAACAACCUUUAAUAAUAUGAUUACAUCAGUAGCAAACAUACCGAUUAACAAAAAUGAUCAGCUUCCAAAUAAAAUAUGUCUUGAUUGUCUGAGGCAGCUUCGCGAAGCAUAUAAUUUCAAACUUUUUAUAAAACACUCGCAUGACUUAUUAAAUGAAAGAAAUUUACUGAAAAGAAUUUAUUUUAGUGAUCUCAAUGAUAUCAAAGUACAAACUGGAAUAUUAGACGAUAAAAGAAAUGUACUUAAUUCAAUAACUUUAAUUGACUUAAUACAAACUAAAAACAAUUGCAUUUCAUAUAAUGAUAUUCUAAUCAGGAAACUUUGUCAUGAUGUUGAAAAGGACUUUGAUGCAUUGGAUCAGAGAAAUGAAGACAGUGGCGCUGAAGAUUUCCACAGUGAUACUGAUAUAGUAAAUGAAUCUGAGAAACCAUUGAAAUUAGAAAAACAUAAGAAGGAAAUUUUGAAGCAUGAAAAAGGUAUUGAAAUUGAAUAUAAAAUAUGCAAGAAACCGAUAAAGCCGAAAGUCUUAAAGAAUGUCGUUCUGCUGCAAAGUGACCCCGAUGUCGUUAAAAAACGAUCUCAUAAGAUCCGGCAAGAUAUUUGUCCUUACUGUGGUAAAAUAACUAAAUCAUUAAAAGCUCAUGCACUAGUACAUACAGGAGAAAAGAAAUAUAAAUGUGAAAUUUGUAGUAAAGGGUUUUUGUCUUCGGGAGGCUUAACAUACCACAAGAAAAAACACACCGCCUCAAAGGAUUUUAAAUGUGAUCAGUGCAUAGCUGCCUUCGUCACUAAAGAAGCCUUGAGGAACCACAUGAUUAAACAUGCACCCGAGAGAAAAUUUGUUUGUAACACUUGCGAAAAAGGAUUCAAAAGAAAAUUUGCAUUAAAACGUCACGUAGCAAUACAUAAUUUCGGUAAGAAAAAAAUCAAAUGCGAGUCGUGCGAGAUGUCGUUUCACACUAACGCCGCUUUGAAUCAUCACAUGCGAGUGCACACCGGAGAGCGACCUUAUAAUUGUGAGAUCUGCACGCAGCCCUACAGUUACAAGCACGAUUUUAAUCGGCACUGCUUUAAAAAGCACGGUGUCUUUUUAAAGCGGAGGCCAGUCUACGUCAUGAACGAGGAAGUUUUGGCCCAAGAACGGAUCAUUAUGAAAGACCUACUAUUAAGGAUCCAAGGAAUCAUCAAAGACGAUAAACCACUUAAUCCCUUUGAAGGUCCGCAAGCACAUUUAGCUUUCGAACAAGCCGUAAAAGCUCUGGAAUCUAAUCAAAUUGCCGUUGACUUGUAAUUUUUAAAUUUUUAAUUAUGUUUACAAUUACGUAACGCUUGUAACAUUUCGUUAUUGUUGUUUUCCAUUGUUCAAUGUAAGCAAUAAAAGUUUGUGUUAAAUAAAAUCUGUAAGAAAC
This is a messenger RNA of Bombyx mandarina (wild silkworm), 1750 nucleotides long. RefSeq lists its product as uncharacterized. Gene Ontology annotation, molecular function: zinc ion binding. The record is from RefSeq and is a predicted model, not a curated record. Lineage: Eukaryota; Metazoa; Arthropoda; Insecta; Lepidoptera; Bombycidae. Gene Ontology annotation, cellular component: nucleus.